Messenger RNA from Passer domesticus (house sparrow), 4376 nucleotides. RefSeq names its product erythrocyte membrane protein band 4.1 like 2 (gene EPB41L2). NCBI's taxonomy places the organism in Eukaryota, Metazoa, Chordata, Aves, Passeriformes, Passeridae. Bases 305 to 4345 code for a protein of 1346 amino acids. The transcript has 25 exons. Gene Ontology annotation, biological process: cortical actin cytoskeleton organization. Gene Ontology annotation, molecular function: actin binding; structural molecule activity. Gene Ontology annotation, cellular component: plasma membrane; cytoskeleton. The record is from RefSeq and is a predicted model, not a curated record.
CCAAGCGCUAAUUAACAGGAAUUUAGCGGCGGAGAAUAGACAGUCUUGCUCUGGAUGUGCUCUGCUGUCCGCUGUCCUGGGCACUCUGACCGCUGGCACUAAUGUACAGCUGUACAGCUCUGCCUGAACAGUCUCGUGUUGGGAAUGGCCUCAAGGGUGAUAAAUUACAUAAAGAAUUGAAAUUUUGAGUUUACCUGAAGUUACUGAAUAGACCUUAAAAACUGACUGGAAAAGAAAGAUAAAAGGAUGUAAAGACAACCUGGUGCAAGCUUACAAAAACCAGAUCUUUUGCCCUGUUUUGUUGAUGUGUGCACAGCCAGCCCUUGGAGCCCUCCCACAGCAGGCAAGCAAGAUAUUGUGCUGUUAUCCAGUUGUCAUAGUUGAUUUCACUCUACAAAUCUUCAAGAUUCCUACUGGAGUGAAAGUGUCAGUUGUGAUAAUGACAACUGAAGUUGGGUCAGAGACUGAAGUAAAGAAGGAUUCUGAGCAGCUGGGACAAGACAAAGCCAAGGACAAGCCUGAGGAAGCAUCAGAGACUCCAGGAGAUCAAAAGUCCAGGGAAACAUCCUCUGGAGAGGCUCAAGAUUCUUCUGUCCCAGCACCAACUAGCCAAAGUAGUCCAAGUAGCCAGAAGAAGGAAAAAUCUUCACCUGAAAGCAAGGGUAUUUCUCGUUUCCUUCCCCCUUGGCUUAAGAAACAAAAGUCAUACACCUUGGCAGAGCCCAGAGAUGAGCCCAAGAAGAGGGCCACGGGGGAAGAGCAAGUAAUUGAAGAAAGUGAAAGCCAGGCACUAGAGGGGGUGGCUCAGCCAAGAAAGAGCUUGGAAGAAGCAACUGAAAACCGGCAGAAUGCUAAAGCAGAUGACAAAGAAAAACACUCCGUUAGCAGUGCUGAAAUACAGCCUUCCAAAGAAGAUGGUAAAGAAACAGAAGUAGAGGAAGUUGCAGGGAAAAAGGAAGAAAAACAAGAAGAAAAAAGGGAGACAAAAGAAGUGCAGACAGCUGAAAUUAAAAUAGAUAACAUUCCUCAGAAGUCUCCAAAGAAAAUCAAAACUGUGCAGUGUAAGGUGAUGCUUCUGGAUGGCACGGAAUACAGCUGUGACCUAGAGAAAAGAGCAAGAGGACAAGUGCUGUUUGAUAAAGUAUGUGAACACCUCAAUUUACUGGAAAAGGACUAUUUUGGGCUGUUGUUUUAUGAGAAUUCAGAGCAGAAGAACUGGCUAGAUCCUUCGAAGGAAAUUAAGAGACAAAUUCGAAGUCUACCCUGGAUAUUCACCUUUAAUGUGAAGUUUUAUCCCCCUGAUCCGUCACAGUUGACUGAAGACAUCACUAGGUAUUUCUUGUGCCUACAGCUUCGCCAGGAUAUUGUAUCUGGCCGACUGCCAUGUUCUUUUGUGACUCACGCCCUCCUUGGUUCAUAUACCCUGCAGGCUGAGCUGGGUGAUCAUGACCCAGAGGAGCACAGCAGUGAUUAUAUCAGUGAAUUCCAGUUUGCACCCAAUCAGACUCAAGAAAUGGAAGAGAAAGUGGCUGAGCUACACAAAACACACAGGGGCUUGACUCCAGCACAGGCGGAUUCCCAGUUCCUAGAAAAUGCUAAGAGACUCUCCAUGUAUGGAGUGGAUUUACAUCAUGCCAAGGAUUCUGAAGGUGUGGAUAUCAUGCUGGGUGUCUGUGCUAAUGGCCUGCUGAUUUACAAAGACAGACUCCGGAUCAACCGCUUCGCUUGGCCAAAAAUUCUGAAGAUUUCCUACAAGCGAAGUAAUUUCUACAUCAAAGUCAGGCCAGCAGAACUGGAACAGUUUGAGAGCACUAUUGGGUUCAAACUGCCAAACCAUCGUGCUGCUAAAAGGUUAUGGAAGGUUUGUGUGGAGCACCAUACAUUCUUCAGACUUCUAUCACCAGAACAGCCUCCAAAAGCGAAGUUUCUGACCUUGGGUUCCAAGUUCCGCUACAGCGGCCGUACGCAGGCACAGACACGACAGGCCAGCAACCUCAUAGACAGACCAGCUCCGUACUUCGAACGCACCUCCAGCAAACGUGUUUCCAGAAGCCUUGAUGGAGCUCCCAUGGGUAUUUCAGACCAAAGUCUUGUGAGAGACUUCUCUGCUACUGGAGGGCAGGCUGCUGGAGAUAAAAUCAUUGAUCUUGAAGCUGCUGGUCAGGCCAACUUAAAAGGCAGAGAAGAAGAUGAAAGUCCACUCAAAACUCCACAACUAGAAUUGACUCAGGAUGGAAAGAAUUUUUUUCUUCAGCUCACUCAUGUACACCCGUCAUCACUGCCCAUCCAUUCUGUGUCAUCCCAUCUCACAAACUUGUCACUUGUCCCCGAGAUCGACAUGCUUUCAGAUAUUUCAGAAGAAGAUCCCUUUGAAGAGCCCUUCCUUACCAUUCCAGACAUUUCAGAGUGCAAUUCCAUGGAACAAACAUCAGAUCAUAAUAGAACCAGAACAGCUUCACCAAUUAAUACCUUUGAUACCUCUAUGAGACCCCUAGCUAGUCGAGGCUCCCCUGCUGUUGAGGGAAGAAUCCUUGCAAAUGACUACAAAAGCACCGAGUUGUGCGUCUCAUUCAGCUUCUUCAGAUGCCUUUCUUUUAGUUUCCGUUCGCUGCUUGAUGAGGAUGGCUAUAUUACUUUACCUAGCCUUCCUGAUGUUUGCAUUUCUUUCCUCCCACCUGGCCUUCAGCACUAUAUUCCUAUUACCUCUCCUUCCUUCAUCCCCUCUUUUCUCCUUGUCUUUGUCCUGCUUCUGUCUGCUUUCCAGUCUAUUCCUUUUUCACUCACAUUUUCCCUUCCUCUCGCUCUGUCCCUCUGCUACCUGGAGCCUAAGGUGACUUCCUUUAGUAGCUCUAAUGGCAAUGACCUGAAUGACAAAGCAGAGGAAGAGGAGGUGGAAUGCGAAGAGGAGGAAGCACAGCAGAAGGACCUGGAUAAGACCCAGGACGACUUACUGAAACACCAGGCUAGCAUUAGUGAGCUCAAGCGCAAUUUCAUGGAAUCCACACCCGAACCACGCCCAAAUGAGUGGGAAAAGCGGCGUAUCACACCUCUGUCCCUACAGACACAAGGGAAAAAAGGAGACCACAUUUUCCAAGUGAAAACACUGCCUGGGAAGGAGAAACAAUGGAGUGCAAUGCCGUGGAUUGCUGGAGCAAAACCAGAGGAAACUGAUAAGAGCCUGGAAGAGGAGAUAACCUCCAUUUUGUUUAGUAAGGAGCGCUUCGGCGCCGGCACCAGCGGGCCCUUCGCCGCCGCCAGCCCGGGCCCAGCAGAGGGCGCUGCGGGGGAGCAGACGGGCGCCGCCGCGCCGGGGCCGCAGAGACAUGCUUCCAGAGCAGAAGGGCCUUGUACUGGAGUCAGCGAUGCUGAUAAGAGUUCACAUGAGACUCUGGACAUAGUGGAGGAGAAGAAGCAGGCAGAGUUUGGGAUAGAAGAAACACUAGUCGUAGACGAAACCAACAAAGGGAAAAUGCAAGUUGCCACUGAUGCUGGGGAGACAUGUAAGGUGGAGCAUGUGUCAAAAAAGGACUCUUCAUCAUUGCCAUCAGAUAGUAGCAGCAGCAGCAGUAGUAGUGAGAGUGAGGAUGAAGAAGUGGGAGAAUACCAUCCACAUCAUAGGGCAAUUGAGGAAGUCAUCAGGGAAGAACAGGAAGAAGAGGAAGACAUGAAAAGGAAAGAACAUGAAGAAAGCACGCAGCAUGUGGAAGCCAUACCAGAAGGCAGUAAAAUAAAUGUACCAGUUGAGCACACACAAGUUACAGCUGAAGAUUUGGUCCAGGAAAAUACAAUUACUGUAGCUACAGAAGAGAAGAAUUUGUCAGAGCAAAUUAAGCAAGAUGUAGGUGAAGAAAAAGAGGAGGAACAGCUGAAACUCAAUGGAGAUGUGUCUCAUGUUGACAUUGAUGUUGCACCACAAUUAAUUUGUUGUUCUGAGCCUCCAGUAGUGAAAACAGAGAUGGUAACCAUUUCAGAUGCCACGCAGAGAACUGAAAUCUCCACUAAAGAAAUUCCAAUUGUUCAAACAGAAACUAAAACUAUCACAUAUGAAUCUUCACAGCUUGAUGGCAAUGCUGUUGGUGAUACUGGUGUGCUGGUGAGUGCACAGACAAUUACAUCAGAGUCUAUUUCUACUACCACAACUACACACAUCACAAAGAUGGUAAAAGGUGGAGUAUCAGAAACAAGAAUUGAGAAGCGCAUUGUCAUUACUGGAGAUGCAGAUAUUGACCAUGAUGAGGCCCUGGCACAGGCAAUCAAAGAAGCCAAAGAACAGCACCCUGACAUGUCUGUGACGAGAGUGGUGGUGCACAAAGAAACUGAACUUGCUGAGGAAGAUGAAGACUAAAAUCAAAAAUGCCCUCAAGCAAAUACUUCAG